Molecule: messenger RNA, 5229 nt
Organism: Stegostoma tigrinum
Lineage: Eukaryota; Metazoa; Chordata; Chondrichthyes; Orectolobiformes; Stegostomatidae
Product: tubulin alpha-1C chain-like
Exons: 8
Coding region: 2796-4289 (497 amino acids)
Biological process (GO): microtubule cytoskeleton organization; mitotic cell cycle
Cellular component (GO): cytoplasm; microtubule
Molecular function (GO): structural constituent of cytoskeleton; GTP binding
Source: RefSeq, a predicted model, not a curated record
UCAAGACUUCCCGUGGUGCUGAAUCUCCGGGAUGUCUAAAUUUCUGCAAAGCGGGUGACGGACGGUGAACCCCACCCUGUCACAAGGUUAAACCUUGUCCGUUUUGGACGGAGUACUGGAACAACCGUGUGGUUACUGUCCGUCAGUCAAACUCCAGCCCCUAAAAUGGAACCGUUGUGAACCUGAAAUCUCAUUCACUGAACUAUUGCUGGAGUUUUCUUUUAAAAGAUCGUGUCACCUUUUCAGAUUGCCUCGCUCCACUUUUCUGAUUCUCAGUUGCCUGUGGGGAUCGGAACAGUAGUUGGGAACCAAGGUGACUGAUGUCCUACGUGGACAUCUCCCAAGAUGCUCUUUGUCCGGUAAAUUCAGCCUUGCAUAUUUGGCCAGGACAUCUCUUUACACUUCUGAAACUCCUUUCCCCUCCAAAUGCAGGAUCAUCGAUGUUUUGCCAUACUGAGACUCUGUGCAAAGUGAGAAGGAUUGUACUGUAUGCUGUGAGCUUGUGAUAUUACUCAGUGAAUCCAGUCAGAAACCUGCGUCCUGCUGGAAAGUUCCUCAGCGCCAGAUGGCUACCUCCACUGGUUAUUUUCACGAGACUGCCACAGAUUGAUGCAGGAUGGAUUGCCACCUUGUCGUCAGAAACCCUGCAGUGUGGAAGCAGGCCAUUCAGCCCAUUGAGUCGACACAGACCCUCUGAAGAGCCUCCCACACAGACAGUCCCCCCCCCCUCCCCCACCCUGUCUCUGUAACCCUGCAUUUCCCAUUGCUAACUCACCUAUCCUGCACAUCCCGGAACACUAUGAGCAAUUUAGCAAGGCCAAUCCACCCAAACCUGCGCAUCUUUGGAUUGUGGGAGGAAACUGGAGCACCCGGAAGAAACCCAUGCAGAGAUGGGGGAGAAUGUGCAAACUCCAUACAGCCAGUCGCCCCAGGGUGGAAUCGAAUCCAGGCCCCUGGCACUGUGAGGAAGCUGUACUAACCACUGUGCCACUGUGGCUCACCCUAGUGCUUCUUAUCUCUAAUACUUGGCACAUGCCAAUUAAUAGACCCAAUCUGAUUUCCUCUUCCCACUGAAUGCUUCUCUGCAUAGUCACCCAAACCUGACCUUAACCUAAAGGGACACCAUCUGCUCAUGUGGUACCAUCUUCAUUUCUGCUCCCUUGCAGUGGGACAGUCCCAGCUCCUUGCUACCUCAUAGUGGUGCAGUCCCAGCCCCUUGCCUCCUCAUGGUGGUACAAUCCCAAUUCAUGACCCCUCACAGUGGUACAGUCUCAGCCCUUUUGCUGUGGUAUAGUUCUAGCUGUUUGCCCCUUCAUGGCAGUUCAGUCCCAGCCCCUUGCCUCAUCGUGGUGGUACCCACCCACCCAGCCUCUUGCCCGCUCAUAGUCUGUCCAUCCUUGCCUACUUGCAUGAUGUGGAAUGUUGAUGUCUUGUCUGAAGCUCAGAAAAAUGAAGGUCUCUGAUUUCUUGACACUCUUCUGCCUAUUGUUAGAGAAUAUACCAGAUUCUAAAAGAAUCAGCACAGGAGGAAUCCACUGAACCUAAGUGAUCAGUGCUGGUGCCUCACUAUCAUAUGUGGAGAGAUUGGAGUGACUGGGCUUGUAUACACUUGAGUUUAGAAGGAUGAGAGGGGAUCUGAUUGAGACGUAUAAGAUAAUUAAAGAAUUGGACACUCUGGAGGCAGGAAGCAUGUUUCCGCUGAUGGGGGAGUCCAGAACCAGAGGACACAGUUUAAAAAUAAGGGGUAGGCCAUUUAGAACAGAGUUGAGGAGUAACUUCUUCACCCAGAGAGUGGUGAAUGCUCUGCCCCAGAAGGCAGUGGAGGCCAAGUCUCUGGAUACUUUCAAGAAAGAGAUGGAUAGAGCUCUUAAGGAUAGUGGAAUCAAGGGUUAUGGGGAUAAGGCAGGGACAGGAUACUGAUUGUGGAUGAUCAGCCAUGAUCAUAAUGAAUGGUAGUGCUGGCUCGAAGGGCCAAAUGGUCGACUCCUGCACUUAUUGUCUAUUGUCUCACCCCACCAAUCUGUCCUCUCUCCCUUGUGUUUCUAAGGUUCCCUUAUAGUCAUCUGUAAUAGUUGUUUCAAUCGUAAUGUGGUUGUGCGUCCCACAUUCUCACUGUGUCUCAGUGCAGUCACUUCUGAUUUUUAUUCCCCUCGCAUUUACCUUAUCUGUCUUAGUUUUAUGGUCUGUCCCUCCUGUCAGGCUGUCCUUCAAACCUACCUUUUUGACCAAAGCUUUUGACUGCCCGGCCUAACAUCUCCAUACGCAUUUCGCGUGUCAGAGUUUGUCUCAUGCAGUGUGCCUUGGAAUGUUGCACAGUUGAAGGUGCUAUUUCUAUAAGUGCAUACCACUACGAGAGGUUUUGAAAACUCUUGCUUCUGUUUGUUUGAAUAUGGUACAUGGCUGGUAUGUCCCUGAUCACCUUUGGACUCUAAAUAACUUCUGCAGGAUGGUGGCAAUAGAAGCUGAAUUUCCCAACUCUCACUAAGGGUUGAACAAUAGUUCAAGUCGGAUUGAAGAUAAUGUGGUGAAGAUAAAGGCAGCUUUCACACUGUGACUGAUCAGAAAUCCUCUAUCAGACUACCAAACAAAACAACUAGGAAGGCAAGGGGGUUCUGAAAGGGGCGAUACUACUGAAGCGGAGCAAAGAAGUGGGCACCAGGAAGGAUGAGCAAGAGGGACUGUUCCACAGUUUAUAGAAUCCUGGAAGGUGACUACCAAUGCAAAAAAUAUUUCCAGAGUUCCAGAAUUUCUGACCUGGCGACGCUGAAGGAACAGCGAUACAUUUCCAAAUCAGGAUGCCAGCAGAACAGGAGCUAACCAGGAGGAGAAGCGCACACGUUGACAACCAGGAAGCCGUACCAGCAGAGGCGGUGUGUGGUACCGUGGCCAGCGGCAUUGAGGGCAGGUUCGACAGGUUACAGAAGGAGUGUGGCAAGAUGCGCGAGUGUCUGUCACUCCACAUUGGCCAGGCCGGUGUGCAGCUCGGGAAUGCCUGCUGGGAACUGUACUGCCUGGAGCAUCGGAUCAAGCCGGAUGGUAAAAUGCGCACUUCGAAGUCCCGCAAAGCCCAAGACAACUCCUUCAGCACCUUCUUCAGUGAGACUGGGGCAGGAAAACAUGUUCCCCGGGCCAUGUUCAUCGAUCUGGAGCCCACAGUGAUUGAUGAGGUCCGCACUGGCACCUAUCGGCAGCUCUUUCAUCCUGAGCAGCUCAUCACUGGCAAGGAGGAUGCAGCUAAUAACUACGCCCGGGGUCACUGCUCCAUUGGGAAGGAGAUUGUGGAUCUGGUCUUGGAUCGAAUACGAAAAAUGGCUGAUCUGUGCACGGGCCUGCAGGGAUUCCUCAUCUUCCACAGCUUCGGGGGUGGCACUGGUUCAGGUUUCACUUCCCUCCUAAUGGAGAGACUCUCCGUCGACUACGGCAAGAAAGCCAAGCUGGAGUUCUCCGUCUACCCCGCUCCCCAGAUCUCCACCGCAGUGGUCGAACCGUACAAUGCAGUGCUGGUCACCCACUGCACCCUUGAGCACUCUGACUGUGCCUUCUUGGUGGACAACGAAGCCAUCUAUGACAUCUGCCAGCGCAGCCUUGGGGUCGAGAGCCCGAGCUACACCAACCUCAACCGCCUGGUGGCACAGAUUGUCUCGUCCAUCACGGCGUCCCUGCGGUUCGAGGGCGCCGUCAACGUGGACCUGACAGAGUUCCAGACCAACCUGGUGCCCUACCCACGCAUCCACUUCCCUCUGGCCACCUACGCGCCACUGAUGUCGAAGGAGGAGAACAGACACACCCAGCACUCCACGCUGAAGAUCACCAAGGCCUGCUUCAAGCCGGGCAACCAGAUGGUCAAGUGCGAUCCCCACACCGGCAAGUACAUGGCCUGCUGCAUGCUGUACCGAGGGGAUGUGCCAAUAAAAGAGGUCAACACUGCCAUCGCCACCAUCAAGAGCAUGCGCGCUGUCAGCUUUGUGGAUUGGUGCCCAACUGGAUUCAAGAUUGGGAUCAACCACCAGGCUCCAACACUGGUGCCAGGGACUGACCUGCCCAGGCUGACCCGUGCCGUCUGUAUGCUGAGCAACACCACUGCCAUCUCUUCAGCUUGGACUCGCCUGAACAUGAAGUUCGACAAGCUGUACGCCAAGCGGGCCUUUGUGCAUUGGUACGUGGGAGAAGGUCUGGAGGAAGGGGAGUUCCAGGACUCACGGGAGGACAUGGCCUCACUCGAGAGGGAUUACGAAGAGGUGGGAUAUGAUUCCAGCUACCUCAACGACCUGACGGAGAGGGCAGAGUAAGACAAGAAAGGACAUUGACCACAGGAAGAAGGUUGAUGUCUGGAAUCAACCUCCGUGCUACCAAAUCCGCAGACAUGCUAGACUACCUCAUGGCAUUAUUGAGGUGUCUUCGGAUCGACAAACCUAUCUAUGUCGGAGGUCACCGCUAUGUUGAACAUGUGAACUCCCCACCCCCCCAGCACAAGGAACUCAGUCUCAGGGAAAUGUUCCUUUUCCAUAUCUCAGGAUCAUCCAGAAAGUUGCCACCCCACCACUGGAAGUUUUUCCUUUUUUUUUGUUGUUUGGGCGUAGGUCGUUUUUCUGCAUAACAAGACCCCUCGCACAGAAAGGUAGUGAAUGGGAGGCCCCUCUGCUUUCCUUGUUUGGUCUGGGAUUGAGAAGAAUUAAUAUUUGGUUCCUUGGAUACCGAAUCCCUUCUCCCUACCACUGCUAGUGAGCCAUGAGCUUGCUGUUCUUCUGUUGGAUCUUCAACACGUUCCUGAGUGGGUGUUGGGGACCCUUAUUAAAAAUGUCAUCUGUGAGCUGGCUCCCUCCCAUUAGAUGGCACAUUUCCUACACCCCCUCUUGCACCUCCCCAUCCCCACACCUAGCACAUGCACCCUGCCCCCCCAGUGGAGAGGUAGGUGUCCAUUGUGAUGGGAUGUGUUUGUGUGCAUUAUACCCCUCAAUCCUUUUGGACCAGGAGGAAGAAGCAGCCGUGUAACAAUGUGCAUAUUAACUCCUCAAUCAAUGUCAGAAGGAGCAGAUGAGCUGCCCCUUUCUCGCAAAGCUGUUUGAGGGUUCUUGCAGUGGAAACACUUCCUUAAAUUAUGACGGCGAAUGAAGUGACCUGGGGUAUGUGGAGAGGUUCGGAAAGGCGCUACCCAAGUGGAAGCCUUCCUUGUGUUGCUUUGUCUCAUUGUGCGUGCUUUAAAGUUCUAUGCAUUUGUUGGUCGACAAA